GAAUAUAAAAGGGAAUAGUGACAUCUUAUUUUUCACAAGCUUAAGGACUUUUACUUUCUAAGUUAACCAACCAAGUGGGUGAAAAACCUGAUGUUUUUCUUUGAGCAACAUGGCGCCUGACGGUCCAGAUGCAUCAGAGUACUUUUGUUGUGUGGAGAAAGUAUCUGUGAGCUCCAGCAGUAACGUCAGUGAGCCUUUGCAGCCUCUAUCUGUCUGGUUGGACUUUUUUCCCUGAAUGUUUUUCCUCUGACUCAUUUCCUGGUAGCUUUCAAAGCUAUUGAAGUUAGCUUAGCAUGCUGGCUGGAAACAGACUGACAGGGACGGAAGUUUGCAAUACAGCGCUAGUCUGCGUAGUUUGGGUGGAGAAAAAAAUUCUGACAUUUUGUUAAAAUGUCUAACGUCCAGGUGCUGAGAGAGUUGGUGAAGCAGCGACUAACUGCGGCUGCUGAAGAGAUAUUUGGGCUGUUUGACAGAACGAUAGCAGAGUAUGAAGAGGAACUUUCUCGAUCAAAAGAGGAGAACGAGCGGCAGCAGAAACUCCUGGAUGCUGUUUUAAACCCUCAGCUUCGGUUACACAGAGCAGAUGCCCAGCAGCUGUUGCUCUCGGUGGUGAAAGAAGAGGGUCCUACUGAGCAGCAAGAGGGGAGCCUGAGUCAGGAGCCAGAGACCCCACACAUUAAAGAAGAACAGGAGGGAAAGCAGCUUCAAGGGCUGGAGGAGGCUGAUAUCAAGUUGACAUUCCCUGUGAAGAGUGAAGAUGAUGAUGAGGAGAAAGCUCAGUCCUCACAGCUUCAUGAAAGCCAAACUGAGGAGAACAGAGAGGCAGAGCAGUUAAAAACAGGAGGUGAUGGAGAGGGCUGUGGAGGACCAGUACCAGCCGGGAAAUCAAGUCCAGAUAGUCCUCUGCAACAGCCAGCUAUUCAUGACAAGACUUUACACUCCUCUGAAUCUGAGACUGAUGACAGUAGAGAUUGGGAGGAGACUAAACAACAUCAGUCACAUUUAAACCCUCUGCAAAACAAUGAAGUAUCUAGAAGUGAUGUGGAAUGUAAUACUGGAAAAACAUCAGUUAGCUCCUCUAAAUGUACUAGAAGCUCUGGCGGCAAGGGUCAUCUGCAGAAACGUACCAGUAGCAAUUUGGUUAAACACAUCAAAAUCCAUACUGGAGAGAAACCAUUUAGUUGUUCAGUUUGUCGUAAAAAAUUCACUCAGAAGGGACAUUUGAUACGACACUCGAUUAUCCACACAGGGGAGAAACCAUUUAGUUGUUCAAUUUGUGGUAAAGGAUUCACACAAAAGGGAACCCUGAAACGACACUCGAAUGUCCAUUCAGGGGAGAAACUAUUUAGUUGUUCAGUUUGCUGUAAAACAUUUGCACAGAAGGAAACUCUGAGUCAUCACUUGCCUGUCCACACAGAGGAUAAACAGUUUACUUGUUCAAUUUGUAAGAAAAUGUUCACAGACCAGAGAAAUCUGAAACGACACUUGACUCUCCACACAGGGGAGAAACCAUUUAGUUGCUUAGUUUGUGAUAAAAAAUUUGCACAAAAUAGAGAUCUGAGACGACACUCAAUUGUCCACACAGGGGAGAAACCAUUUAGUUGCAGUGUGUGCGAGAAAAGCUUCACCAGGCUCGAAUAUGUCAAAAAUCACAAGUGUGCAGGCGAGAGCAGAAAUAAAUGAAGCUGCAGAGACGCUUGAUGAGCCACUGCUUUUCAGCAGGAUUAAAGUACUGUGGACAAGGCUUUUUUUCAAUCAAUGAUUAGCUAAAAACUGUCAGAUGUUUGGGUGUGAGGUGAUUGCUUUCUGGUAUUACAUGUAUUAAUUGAUUAAAAUUGGUUUUCUGAGUCUUACUGUCAUGUGACCACUUACUAUUAAGCAGUCAUGUGUUAGAUGUCUGAGCUUUUUAGCAGUUUCACUAGGGCCUGGCGAUGUAAUGAUUUUGUACACUAUAUCGAUAUAUUUUCAAGCAAGAUACAGAUUUAGACAACACCGUUUAUAUUGACAUAGGGACAAGUUACAUUAGGCAUAACAGUGUGCAUCAACCCACGUUUUCACCAAGCAGUAUGGUACAGUACUGUUCCGUAUCAUCCCCAUUUUUGGCCACCUCUCUGUUGGGGUACCUAGCACACAGAUCUGGUACUAAAAGGGGGAGCUGUGAACACUGCAGUUAAUUGACUGUUCAAUAACAGACAGUCACGCUGCUCAGGGCUGAGUUGUGGCUGGAUUUGAAGCUUGUGGAACCACUGUUCAUACCAUUGAGAUUUCUAUGAGUAGACUGUAACUAUAAAAUGAAAGAAUGUUUUACUAACUUCAUUCCUUCAAAACUUAAAGGCAUGCCGUGCCGAUUUGCGAUUCCAUUAUCAGUUUAGACUACCCCAGAGAUGGACCUUCUCUGGAGUAGAUCCAAAAGCUGAGCUGCCCGCCCUCAAGUGGGUAGUCGGGACAUCUCGCCAACCGCAGACAACCCCCAACGACACCACUUCUCCUGUGUACGUUGCGAGACAGUACUCACCUCUGUCUGCUGGAGACCAGGCAUUUUUAAAAGUCUCUGUGUGUUCAGCUCUCAGUACUUUUGCAGCUUCUAACUUAAAGGGAUAGUGCACCCAAAAAUGAAAAUUCAGCCAUUAUCUACUCACUCAUAUGCCGAGGGAGGCUCAGGUGAAGUUUUAGAGUCCUCACAUCCCUUGCUGAGAUCCCAGGGGAGAGGGGUAGCAACACAACUCCACCUAAUGGAUUUUGUAGAAAAUACCGAGAUAUACAUUGUGUGUUGCCAUUCAGCCUGAAAAUACUGAUAUGAAUUUUUGUCUACCAAAUAUGUUCAAGGCCUACAGAGUAAAAAAUAUCCAGUAUUUCACAGAGAAAGCAAAGAUCAGAGAAAAGUGAAAAUAAGUGUGAAUUCAAAUUUGUCUAACAGAAGGACAGGGUUCUUUGUAGUGGACGUGCAAAUACAUCAUCAUUAAGGUCUCUAACAAAUUACCUAAAUGUGAUUUUAAGUGGGCUCAGUGAAUUAAUAUUAAAGCAAAUUGAAUACUGUCACAUUUCCAGUUGUUCUCAAAUGAUACCAUUAUUAUGGGAAAUACAAUACUUUUUGGAGGGCUUUUUUAGGUGGUAAAAAAACAAAUUAAUU
Molecule: messenger RNA, 3130 nt
Organism: Epinephelus moara (kelp grouper)
Lineage: Eukaryota; Metazoa; Chordata; Actinopteri; Perciformes; Serranidae
Product: gastrula zinc finger protein XlCGF26.1-like
Exons: 3
Coding region: 391-1683 (430 amino acids)
Cellular component (GO): nucleus
Source: RefSeq, a predicted model, not a curated record